GAAUGUAGCAAUAAUUUCCAAGAAACCAACCUGAACUCAGAAUCAGAGAGAGCUAAGGAUAAUGGCUUGGAGCAGCAGUGCAGAGAGCUGUGGGGAUAGCAUUACUGAGUUGUUUAAGCAUCUUUGUAAGCUUCACUGUGUGUCGGACAGAAAAGUGUUCCUACAUCGACCAAAGACAUCAACAGUCCACACCCAGAGGAAAGCCCUGAGGACUCUGUAUGAUGUCUUAUUUGAGUAUCAUCUGGGAGAUCUCAAACACUGUGACAGACUUUCCAUGUUCCAUUCCAUGACUCCAGACUUGUGGAUGUUUGAGUACAUAUACGAUCUUCGGAGAGGGAGACAAUUUGACAAAGCAGACAAACUAGAAAAACUGUUUACACAUCUACAGAAUGAUGACAGUGUAGAUUUGUCUGAAAUGGACUCUGUUUUGACUAUUCUUCUGUUGUUGGCUGAUACUAGUCCAGUACAAGGCUCCCACACCAUUGGGCAUGAAGGUCAACACCUACCGGUUGUUGUUUACGGCAAAAAGGAUGAUAAUCAUCUCCUUCCUGAGGGUCCAGCACUCUACCGUGACUCGGCUGUGUACAAACCAGACAGUGCACACUACAUGCAUUAUCCCAGGAGUUUGUUUGAAGGAGAGCCAUUAACAGACCUAGGAUAUCUUUCAAUGGAGAGCUCCUUGUCAGAUGACCUUGACCUUUCAUCAAAAGGUUCACUGUUUGGAGGUUUAGUCCAGCCUAAACAGAUAGCCCUAAAUGACAGACUGGAAUUACCAGACUUUCCAGAAAGUGGGGUAUUUGAGAUCCACAUCCCUCAGAAAAGGGAGAAGCAGGUGCCCCCUGAAACACUGGAUAUCUCUGUGAUGUCCAGUGGGUUUAUAUCUGAUGUCCAGCUCAGGCCAAGCACGACCCACUGGGACGACUGCCAGAACAUGACCCAGAGUCAGUUCUUCACAUGGGACAAGCGAGGACGACGAGGCCCAACUGAGAAGCCUUACAUGACAGAACUUGGACAGAGGGGGGUUCAGGAGUGGAGUAAUAUCAAGAGGAGGGAACUCUGUCUUUUCUCUCCUGACCUUCAGCCCCCACCGGUCAGGAAGUUCACCCCCAAACAGGUCACACAGGACCUCCUUCACCUAAUGAUCGGCAUCCCGUCACACCUGUUUGUCAUCAACAAGGAGUUGCAGACUUUUUACCUAGGAGAAGGAUGCGAGUUAAAUGGUCUGACUCCAGAGGCCUUUCAAAGUUUUGUUGGUGACUUCAUUGAUUGUGGAACACGAUAUUGCCGUCUGCGAGCUUUUUGUGCUUCCAGCACGAUUUACAAUGGAGGAUUAAUUUUCCAGGCAUUUCUUGUUGCCCUGAAUCGUGUACUUCAUCACUAUGCUGCUGUUGUUUUGUCCAUUCAAAGUCUAAACAUACUGCAACUCAAGUUCCUCUGUCACAAGCUCUUCACUCAGAUGAAAUAUUUAUCAACAAUGUGUCACUGUGAACAACCUGUGAGAAUGCAACAACUAGAGGCAUUUCCAAAGGGAGUGGAGCUUUUGAGUUAUCUGUACCAGGAAACAACAGACUCGAUAAACACAGACAACUAUCCCAUGAUGCUCUCCAUACUACAGACUUCCUGUGGCCCCUAUAACCUGUUUGUGAAGGAGUGGGUUUAUCAUGGCGUUCUGUGUGACACUUACGGAGAGUUCAUGAUUACUGUCAAUGAUGACUACCUCAGAUUUAGGGACAAGCAUUACUGGAGCCACAGCUACACAAUGAUGGAUCAUGAUGUCGAGUUUGUUCCUGGAUUCCUUCAUAACUUAGCUAGUGAUAUUUUUAUUUGUGGGAAAUCCCUCAACCUACUAAGGACGUGUUCUCCACAUCAUUUUCUUUGUGAAGUGAAGGAGCUAGACAUUCCGAGAAUCUCGCUUACCUUCUCAGACAGUGAACUCCAUAAUACAAUGACACAGUGCCAAAUGUACAUCAGCAAAAUGAAGCAGAUUGCCAGACAACAAACCAUGUCAAGACAAGCUGCUGAGGACCAGGCCAUGGAGAGGAAGAGGGAUCUGAUGAGGCGAGCCAAGGCAGCGGCCACAAAGGAAGUGGAGAGAAUACAAGAGGCAAUCUUAAAAAAGAGGACUCUAGCCGAUGCCAAGAAGAGAGAACAGUUUGCCAUACUGAAGAAACAGAUGGAAGAAGAUCUCCAGAGGAGAUCAGAUUCUGUUUCAAUGGAGAAGAAAGCAGACAAAGAGAGAAUGGAGCUGUUACUGAUUCAAGAAAGAGAGAUGACAGAAAAAGAAAAAGAGUUAGAAGCUGAAGCAAGGGCUGAGAUUAUAGAUUACUAUGCCAAACUGACCAAGGAAGCAACAGAACGAGAGGAGAAAGCAAUGUGGAAGAUAAGACGAUCAGUCUUAAAUGAGGCCAGGCGUAACUUCCUGUCAGAGGACGAGAAAGCAUGGAGGGAAGAAAUGGACGCCAAUCCAGAGGGCAGGAAGAUUGACAGAGCUUUGUGGGAGGUCAAGAGGUCAGAAGAGGCUGACCUUGAUUUACCGUCAUGGGCACGAAGAGUGAUAGCCAAACCAGCCCCAUUAAUACCAGCCAUAGAGGAACCAGAGGCGGUUGAACUCCCUGCAUGGGCCGCUAGAAGACUCUCAAGUCUAGAGAAGGAAAGUAGUCGUCUAUCAGAACAUCAGCCUGAAGUGUCCCGGGGGAGAAGAGUGAAUGUGGAGAGUGAAGAAGAGACUGCCAAACCUGCCAUCCAUGUCUUCCAUGAGCAUCAUCCAUCUAAAGAAACUACUGACAUUACAACAGCCAAAUCACAAAUUCACAUAGUGUCUGAUCGCCACUGCUCUAAAGAGUCAGAACCUGUAGAGAAUACCAAGAUUGGCGUAAAACUUUCCAGUCAUAUGAGUGCAACUACUGAAACUGAAUCUAAGGAAUACAAACCCCAUCUAAAGUCACAUGGUGAUAUGAAUGCCACAAAGGAGUCCACAGAAACUAAAGAGGUCAGUUUCCCUAAGCGGAAAGGUCAAGAGGGGUCAGGCGUAUCAGCUGAGACACAGGAGAAAGAGUGGAAAGUGAAGCCGGCUAGUCUUUAUGGACACGUCAGCCAGCUGUCAAAACAGGAAGUCCAGAUCAAUGUCCCGAGGCUCAAACGCCCAGAAGAAAUCUACGCAUCUCUGGAAUCAGACUACAAGGACUAUGGAAUCAAACCCAGAAUUAGAAUGAGCAAAAAAAUGUCUGCUACAAAGGAAUCAGAGGCCACUGAUGGCCCAAGGUCAGGGAUCAAGUUCUCCAGUGUGAUGUCAUCCACAAAAGAGUCAGAGUGGAUAGAUGUGGAUAAGGCCAGGUUGGAGAAAUUCAAACGACAGAAUAUCCAUGGUCACUCAUCGGAUUCAACAGUCCAGGCCCUGCUGUAUGGACCAAAGAGAGAUAAAGCUGCAGUAGAUGAACUGCCUGCUUUCCCCCCAAUAGAGUGGACCUCCUCCAUCCAGUAUGCUCCUGUGCCUUACCAAGAUAACUUUGAUAUAUGCUGUCAGCCUCCUGUUGUUGAUUUGCUAAUGAUGUCAUCAGGCAUGGUUUACGGAGGUCACGGGGAUUAUGGGAUAUCUCAGAUGACAGAUGUCGGUGUGUAUGAUUAUCUGCCCCUGUCAGAAAUCAUGGAGAGAUCAGUGGUGGCGCCACUUGCUUCACAGAUAUCAUUGGUAAAUGAGAGUCUAUUGGACUACUUUUUUGUGGAGUUACAUCUUAUGGACCACUUGAAAGCUCUCAGGCGCUACCUCCUAAUGGAAAAUGGAGACUUUGCACAGAUGUUGAGUGAUAUGUUGUUUGAAAAGAUUUCUUCCCCUGUAAGUGCACGGGAGAUGUUGACCCCUCUGUUUCUUAACAGUGCCUUAUCCAAGGCUCUCAAGUCCACAACACAAACAGAUGAUAAACUGGCAGAAAAUCUCAGCUUUGCCUUCAAGUAUCCUCCAGGACAUAUCCCAGCUAAAGGGAGAUCUGUUUUAGACUGUAUGGAACUUCGUUAUAUUGUUUCUUGGCCAAUAAAUAUUGUAAUCACUGAGGAGUCUGUCAACAAGUACAAUCAGAUCUUCUCCUUUAUGCUGCUACAGAAACAAACUGUUUGGGUGCUCAAAGAUGUCUGGCAUCGACUCAAACGAGCAGCUCUUCUUCACAAAGCUGGCAAUGCCUCUCAGUUCCGAUGUCUACAGCUUUACAGACAAGAGAUGCAGCAUUUUGUGAGAGUAAUGCAGGGAUACAUUUCACAUCAAGUUAUUUUUGUUACCUGGAACGAGUUUAAAUCCUCCCUGAAGUCGGACGUACAAAACCUGGACGACUUGAUCCGAGUCCAUGACGACUACCUCAACCGUGCCAUAUUCAGGUGUUUAUUGAACACGAAAGCAGCUAAAAUAAUGAAGAUAAUGCGUGAUAUGUUUAACCUAAUCCUUCAGUUCCGUACACUGUUAGUGGCCGCAGACUGGAGGAGGGAUAAAACCACUGGGGAGGUAUCACAUGACAACUUCAACCACAUGUACAAGUGCUUCCAAAAUUUCAGGCAGUAUUCUGUUUUUCUCUUCAAAGUGAUCAGUAAACUAGUGAAGCGUGGCUACCAGUCACAUCUCCAGGACUUCCUGCUGCGACUCAACUUCAACGAUUAUUACAGAGACACAUAGGAAUGGACCCUCCAUACGAAGGAACUAAUUAUUAUGUAGGAAUGAACCCUCCACACAAAGAAACUAAUUAUUACAGAGAAAAGUAAGAAUGGACCCUCCACACAAAAAAACUAAUUAUUAUGGAGACACAUAGGAAUGGACCCUCCACACAAAGUAACUACAGAUACUCAUUAAUGAUCUAAACAGGCCUCAUUUCUGUGAUACACAUGUAAAUAGUCUGUAAAUUUUUAGAUAUUCCCUACAUUAUUUAUGUAAAAUGUACAUGUAAA
Saccostrea echinata is the source of this 4926-nucleotide messenger RNA. Its product is annotated as gamma-tubulin complex component 6-like. NCBI's taxonomy places the organism in Eukaryota, Metazoa, Mollusca, Bivalvia, Ostreida, Ostreidae. Bases 62 to 4657 code for a protein of 1531 amino acids. The record is from RefSeq and is a predicted model, not a curated record. Gene Ontology annotation, molecular function: microtubule minus-end binding; gamma-tubulin binding. The transcript has 30 exons. Gene Ontology annotation, biological process: spindle assembly; mitotic cell cycle; microtubule nucleation. Gene Ontology annotation, cellular component: equatorial microtubule organizing center; gamma-tubulin complex; centrosome.